CCGUGUUUAUUUUACUGAAAAAAGAUUACGUAAUUUUCUUCCUAAUAAUGAAUGUGCACAAAUUGUGGGAAUACAGAGAGUACGUGAACGUAAACGGCAUGAUGCUGACCAGCGAGCUGAUAUCGCUGCUCCAGAACUCUUUGACCCUGCUCCAAGUUGAGAACCACUUCAGCCACAUCCAGUACUGGGGGCAGUUGUAUGCGGUAGACGCCGACUACCACAUCGCCGUCGGCAUCAAUAACGACGCCCUCGCCGACCGCAAGUACUUCUACACCACUGACUUUAAGUUCUGGGGCCUCCUCCCUAAGCCUAAGAAGAAGUACAAGAUCUUGUCCCUUCUAACAACUUUCCCCUUACGCGGCGACCCUUCCCUCAAAAUCAAGGUACUCGACGAAUCUCUGGAGGAGAAUCAUCCAGAAAGAUGCCGCUUAAUGAAGGAGGAGAGCCGCAUCGCUGCCACCAUCAGCAACAUUUGUGACGAGGCCGAGAUAUGCGCGCGGGGGCAGCUCAUCAAGCAGCCCGACGGCCAAGUGAUCAUCAACCCUAACUUCUAUGGCCUCACAGGAGCCGAGGCCAAACAAUUGAAGUCGUACUUGCACAUCAGACAGCCACAGCAGCGUUGGAAUACCAACCUUCUGACGAGGCAAGACUACAACUACAGCAUGGAUUUCCUUGACUCUAUCGACCAAGACAUCCCUAGCGGGUGCUGGAGCCUGUCCCUGGAGAAAUCGGGAAGUGUGGCCUACCUGCGCAGCCUGUACUGGCCAGGAAUGACGUACUUUCACAAAGUUAAGAGCCCAGACGGUGGCUUUCUGUACGUUGGUAAUGGCAGAAAAAAUUUGGACGUCCCUUUCCUACUAUAGAUUUAUUAUUCUA
Messenger RNA from Ostrinia nubilalis (European corn borer), 876 nucleotides. It is a transcript of the gene Rsph9, whose product is annotated as radial spoke head protein 9 homolog. Gene Ontology annotation, biological process: axoneme assembly; cilium movement involved in cell motility; motile cilium assembly. Gene Ontology annotation, cellular component: axoneme. The record is from RefSeq and is a predicted model, not a curated record. Bases 48 to 863 code for a protein of 271 amino acids. NCBI's taxonomy places the organism in Eukaryota, Metazoa, Arthropoda, Insecta, Lepidoptera, Crambidae. The transcript has a single exon.